AUGUUAGAGGAUAAUUCUAGCCCAGAUCCUAGUGUCAUUAUAGAUAUAGCCGUUUCAGAAAGUACUAAAGAGGAACUAAAAGAACAUAGUGAUAAAGAAAGGAAAAGUUCAAAUAAAAAAGACUAUGUUGUGUACGAGUAUUAUGGACAGAACAUACCGCCGUCCGUUACAUGGGUACAGUUUUUCGGAACAGAUGACACAGAAGACGCUCGACCUGAAUCAAACACUCCAUUUGAUCCAAAAACCAGGAACGCCUUUGUACGGCUUGUGUUUAUGAUCGUUUUCGCCAUGAUUCUCGUCACUAUGAUCAUUAAUCUUAUCUUUAGAUUUACACCGCCCUUAGCCAGGCUUUUAACUGGAAAAUCUGGACUUAUUAUAGCGAUCGUAUGUAUGUAAUUGUGUUUAGUAUCAUCACAGCGUACUCCAC
Molecule: messenger RNA, 427 nt
Organism: Ostrinia furnacalis (Asian corn borer)
Lineage: Eukaryota; Metazoa; Arthropoda; Insecta; Lepidoptera; Crambidae
Exons: 4
Coding region: 1-396 (131 amino acids)
Source: RefSeq, a predicted model, not a curated record